Molecule: messenger RNA, 294 nt
Organism: Cooperia oncophora
Lineage: Eukaryota; Metazoa; Nematoda; Chromadorea; Rhabditida; Trichostrongylidae
Source: the annotation of a GenBank genome assembly
AUGCUAAAAAGGGCUCUCCUCCAGUGUUUUCUGAUGCUGGUGUGCUGCUCUGAGCUCGCACUCAAUCGCAAAUGGCAUCCUUAUAAAGGACGGCGAUACGAUCUCACACUAUUCAUCCGAAAUCACAACGUUACCGACGCCACAUUCUUCCGGUUGGUAGGCGUCGACAACACUGCCGAUUUUAACGUCACUGCUGGCAACACGUUCGAGCACACAUUUGAAGUGCGACGGAAGGGUUACUGGACGCUUUUCGUCGAAUUCCCAGGAGACCGGUAUGCGAAAUCACCGCGGAAG